CUCAGAUCACAUGUCAGACCGUCGUGUGUACGGUUUAAUCUUCCCACGUCUUCAGCGCCUUUACUGUCCCAGACUGCCGAAAUGCUCUGCCUGGGCGCCAUACUCUUCGCCUGCACUCUCCCACUGUGCAGCCCUCGUCCUCUGGGUCUUCUUCCCGACGAGCAGCAGAACGACAGACCCGUAAUCGGUAUUUUGACUCAGGAGGUCACAGACCCUGAAAUGAAGCCAUAUGGAGGAACCUACAUCCCUUCAUCUUACGUAAAGUACGUUGAGUCAGGCGGCGGCCGGGUGAUUCCGAUUCGGCUGAAUCAGACCAGAGAAGAGCAUGAAAAAAUCUUCAAGUCAAUCAAUGGGCUUCUUCUGAUUGGAGGAGCCUCAGACUUGGAAACCUCAGAAUUUGCCCACACUGCUGAGAUUUACUUCAGACUAGCGGUUAAGGCCAAUGAUGUGGGCGACUACUUCCCCAUAUGGGGCACAUGCAUGGGCUUCCAGCUCCUCACUGUUCUGGUGGCUGAACAGAACCUGCUGAGCAAAACUGUUGCAGAGAAUCUUUCGCUGCCCCUAAACCUCACCUCAGAGGCCUCAUCCAGCCGCAUGUUUGAGGGAUUUCCACCCGACCUGCUCAAAGCCCUGUCAGAGGAAUCGCUGACUGGGAAUUUCCACCAUUAUGGAGUGACAGAGCAGGUUUUCAAGGGGAACAAAAAGCUAAGCAGCUUCUUUUCCAUACUGUCCAUAAAUACAGCAAAGAAUGGAGCCGUCUUUGUCUCAACCAUGGAAGGCAGGAAGUACCCUUUCUAUGGUGUUCAGUGGCAUCCAGAAGUGAACCGUUUCCAGUGGAGUCCACUUUAUAGCUUCCCGCAUUCCAAAAACGCCGUCCGCUUGGCAUCACUGCUGGCAGAAUUUUUUGUGAAUGAAGGAAGGAAAAGUUUCCACCACUUCAGUCAGGUUGAGGAAGAGACCAGCGCGCUCAUAUACCACUAUAACCCUCUUUAUGUAGCAAACUUCACUGCUUACGAGCAGGUCUAUUUCUUCUAAGUGACAGACACCUUCAGUUUCAGAUUGGCCAAGAGCUAAUCAUCAUCCUCAGGGCUUUACACGUUCACCGUUGUCUGUGUUAAUGUGUGUGUGUAUGUGUACAUGUGCUUUGUUAUCCUUUUGUUUAUGUGAGUCUUAAUAAUCCAGUAGAAAUUACCCUACAUUUAUUGCUCAUUUUUUACUGUACAAAACAAUGUAUUUCCUUUCUGUAAAAAUGUUUUUUUAUAUGAAUUAUAUGCACAUUCUGAUAGUGUUA
Molecule: messenger RNA, 1291 nt
Organism: Colossoma macropomum (tambaqui)
Lineage: Eukaryota; Metazoa; Chordata; Actinopteri; Characiformes; Serrasalmidae
Gene: gghl
Product: gamma-glutamyl hydrolase
Exons: 9
Coding region: 82-1035 (317 amino acids)
Biological process (GO): tetrahydrofolylpolyglutamate metabolic process
Cellular component (GO): vacuole
Molecular function (GO): gamma-glutamyl-peptidase activity
Source: RefSeq, a predicted model, not a curated record